Loxodonta africana (African savanna elephant) is the source of this 1351-nucleotide messenger RNA. RefSeq names its product olfactory receptor 8A1-like. Gene Ontology annotation, biological process: G protein-coupled receptor signaling pathway; sensory perception of smell. The coding region runs from base 176 to 1135 and encodes 319 amino acids. The record is from RefSeq and is a predicted model, not a curated record. Gene Ontology annotation, cellular component: membrane. Gene Ontology annotation, molecular function: odorant binding; G protein-coupled receptor activity; olfactory receptor activity. The transcript has a single exon. NCBI's taxonomy places the organism in Eukaryota, Metazoa, Chordata, Mammalia, Proboscidea, Elephantidae.
AAGUUCUUGAAUGAAACAUGCUAUUCACCACAUUGUUAUUGACCUCCAUUUGAUAAUCAAUUUUAUCUACUACCACUACACUAAAAAAACCUUUUACUAUUCAUGGACAAACAGCUUUCUUACUUCCUGUGAUUUGUCUUUUUCUUAGUUGCACAUCCCCUGGUUCCUGAAGGAAAUGGCCAGACAGAAUGACUCCACAGUGACUGAGUUUGUCCUUGAGGGAUUGACAGACAGACCACAAUUCCAGCUGCCUCUCUUCCUCCUCUUCCUAGGGAUCUAUGGUGUCACUGUAGUGGGAAACUUGGGUAUGAUCCUCCUCAUCGCUUUCAAUUCCAAGCUCCAAUCACCCAUGUACUUCUUUCUUGGUAAUUUGUCGUUCCUAGAUCUGUGUUACUCCUCAGUGGUUACCCCCAAACUCCUGGGAAACUUCGUAUGGGAGAAAAAUGUUAUUUCCUAUCCUGGAUGCAUGACUCAGCUCUUUUUCUUCUGUCUUUUUGCUAUUGCUGAGUGCUAUAUGCUGACUGCCAUGGCAUAUGAUAGAUACGUAGCUAUCUGUAGUCCACUGCUCUACAAUGUCACCAUGUCCCAAAAGAUCUGCAACAUGCUGGUGAGUGGAGCCUAUCUCAUGGCAUCUUUUGGAGCUUUGGCUGACACGAUUUGCAUGACCAGGCUUUCCUUCUGUGAAGACAAUAUUAUCCAUCAUUACUUCUGUGACAUACAUCCUCUCCUAAGGCUCUCAUGCUCCAGUACCUACAUCAAUGAACUUGUGAUGAUAAUUGGAGGUGGAUUCAAUAUGUUAGUAACAACUGCGGCCAUCAUCAUCUCUUAUACCUUUAUACUGUCCAACAUACUUCAAAUACCCUCAGCUGAGGGCAAGUCCAAAGCCUUUAGUACCUGUGGCUCUCAUCUUACAGUUGUUGGGGUUUUAUAUGGCUCCAUGAUAUUCAUGUAUUUAAAGCCAGCAUCCAGCAGUAACAUGGCCCAGGAUAAGGUGGCCUCUGUGUUCUACACUACGGUGAUCCCUAUGCUGAACCCUUUGAUCUAUAGCUUGAGGAAUAAGGACGUAAAGAAUGUGCUCAGCAAAGUCAUGGGUAUGAGGUAUGGACCACCCCAGGGGAGUAGUCAGAACCACUAAAUUUCAUGGCAAUAGUCUGCUUCUUUCUUUGUCUUAACACUAACUUUAUUUCUGUUUCUGAAAAUUAAUAUCCCAUUCUCAUUGCUUUCACUACAGCUGUCAGUUAUUACCCUUCUAUUGAAGUCUGUGUGAGCACACAUGCACACACACACACACACACAGAUCUAUUCUUUGAGCAUAGUAUCUCAUGGUAUUAAGAUUCAGUAGGUUCUAGAU